AUGCCGAGAAAAACUGGCGUAUUCUUUCAGAGCUUGCCUUCGAGGUGUCAACCAGUCACUGUAGAUGUCGGCAGCAACAACCCUGUUCUGAGAUUUGGGCAGAAGGGGAGCCAGCAGGGGCAGUUUGACACUCCUAUAGAUGUAGCAGUCAGGGGGAACAGGCUGUAUGUCGCUGAUACUGAGAACAAUCGUGUUCAGGUGUUUGAUCUGAGUGGGAAGUUUUGCUCCACAUUUCCAACUGCAUCCCCUAGAUCAGUUGCAAUUGACCCCUAUGGCCUGGCAAUACAGAGGGAUGGGAGGGUUGUUGUAGCUGAUUAUAGCAAGCACAGUGUCUUCCUCUUUGAGGCAGAUUGGACACCGGUGAAACAGGUGGGAGGACAGGGAAAGGGGGAGGGACAAUUUGAUGAGCCAUAUUUUGUCUGUGUGGAUAAAGAAGACAACAUCAUUGUGGCAGAUACAAACAACAACCGUGUUCAGGUGUUUGACAAGAAUCUGAACUUUCGACACAAGUUUGGUCAGAAUUUGAAGGGCAGGCAGCAGCCAUGGGGCAUGUGGGGUCCUAUGGGGGUGUCAGCUGACAGCAAGGGAAACAUAGUUCUGGGGAACAUUGGGGAGGAAUCUGAUGUGGGUGGUGUAGAACAUGGCAGGAAGCUUCAGGUGUUCCGCCUAGAUGGCACCUGGGUGUCCACCAUUAGCAGUGAUGGGGACAAACUAAACUGGCCCCACGGGGUGGCUGUGACAGAGGAUGGACAUGUGUUUGUAGCUGAUACUGAUGAUCAUUGUAUCAGAAAGUACAGAUACAUGUAAGGGACAAAAGUUUUCCCUUCAAAAUGUCUUCAUUGUUUUUUAAUCUACUCCUUA
Branchiostoma belcheri (Belcher's lancelet) is the source of this 861-nucleotide messenger RNA. Its product is annotated as tripartite motif-containing protein 2-like. Gene Ontology annotation, biological process: protein polyubiquitination; proteasome-mediated ubiquitin-dependent protein catabolic process; negative regulation of translation. The coding region runs from base 1 to 807 and encodes 268 amino acids. Lineage: Eukaryota; Metazoa; Chordata; Leptocardii; Amphioxiformes; Branchiostomatidae. The record is from RefSeq and is a predicted model, not a curated record. Gene Ontology annotation, molecular function: translation repressor activity; protein binding; ubiquitin protein ligase activity. The transcript has 2 exons.